AUAAAGAGGACAGGUAGAGCUCACUGGAUCACAGUCCACGUUUGAAUUUCAAGACGUCCACUACUGCUCCUUUCUCUUUCAUUUAUACUCUCCGAUUGUGUUGUCAGAACACAGUCGAAGACGAAAUUCUCAAAGACGACCUUUACUAGCAAUUUCCAGCACAGUGUUCCGUAAGUAGGUUUUAAGACAAUCAGAGUAAUUGCGUAUUGCGUGAUACAUGCAAGGCAGACGAAUACGUGCAGUGUCAUCAUAAUUUACGCAAGGAUAUCGUCAUCCUAGGGGUCUACUUUGCGUUGGACAGCAACGCAACCCAACCACAUUUUGUCAGAGUGAAACAAAACGGAACUAUGAAAAUCGUUAUAGUUCUGCUCGUGAGCCUAGUCGUGGUGAGCCAUUGCCACCAGGAAAAAAACGUGAUUGGUCAUGCUUCUUUAGACAUGCCUCUGGAGACAGAAAUUGAUGUUAGCAAUACAACUCAGCAAACGAGUGAAGAAGAGAAAGAAAAUGACCGGAAACUCAUGGAACAAUGGACCAGGAUGUUCUUUAGCAUGGGCAGAAUUCCCCAACAGGGCGAGCAAAUACUUAUCUUCCCAGGGCUAUUUAAUGGAUCAACAACAGUGGAAGUGGCAAGACCGCGAGAAUUACGCAACAUCCAAGUAGUAACGACUACUGAUAACAAUAGCGCAAUACUUCCUGCGUACUUUACGGAUGACCAAAACACAACUGAAAUUCCAACUGCGUCAACGAUAAUCAACUCAACAGUGUCAAGCUUUAUUCAACUAUCAAAUGAUAGCAGGCUGUUUUUCCACGAUGAAGAAUAUCAUUUUGAAGAUGUCGAUUCACUUGACGAGGACCAAAGGCAGCGGCGUCGUUUGCGCUCGGCACGCAACGAAAUGAACCUUUUGAAUGCAGAUGAGGAGCAUAUUACCACCAUGAUUACAACCGUAUUCAGUACAGCGCGCAAUUUUCUCAAUAAUGAGACAAUACGAGCCAACGUCGUGCAGUAUCUCACGCAUAAGAUGCGCUCUUUUGGACUUGUCACAGGCAAUCAAAUAUUCCACCCCAUAGAAUUCGCUGCAUUGUUUCCGGAAGGCAGUGAAGAAGACGUUCCAACUGGGACUAAUGUGAUCGGCAUUUUACCUGGAGAGCUUUGGGGUACUAAAGAAGAUGAAGUGUUGGUGAUUGGAGCACACUGGGAUACGGUACCUUUCUCAGGCGGAAUGGAUGAUAACGGUAGUGGGGUCACUGCUGUCCUGGAGGUUGCAAGAGCCAUGACGGAAGGAGGUUGUCGCCCCAAGCAUAGCAUUAUCUUUGUAGCAUUUGAUUUGGAAGAGGUCGGUUGCUUGGGAAGUAUUUUCUUCGUGCGCGAUUUUCUCAUUCGACAAAUCCUGCAUCCACACGGCGCCAAAUUGAAGGGAGCGUAUGUCCUUGAUACGAUCAUGAAUUAUAACGAAACGCAAUUUUCUCAAACUCUUUCGCCUGAAUGGCAAACGGCCCUACCGUUAUUCUGGGAAGAUAUACAGGCAGAAAACAGUACAGGAGACUUUUUGGCAAUGCUUUAUAGAAAAAAUGUAGAUGCCACACUGGCUGAUACUUUAGCUUAUAACUGGAAAAACGAUGGGAAACCACCAAACAAGAAAAAAUCUCAGAAAGAUAAUACUGUUGACCGAAACCCAAGGACGUUUCGCAUUGACAAUAGAGAAAUAACCAUCAUGAAAACAGCAGAUAAAGCUGUUGAGACGGUGAAAUCAGGUAGUAGCAAGUAUCGGCUGAAGAAAGUGCGUAUGGAUUUGGACGCCGAGGUCGGCGACCAAUUGGAACGUUUGACUGCUUGGAUUGAUCUGUUGCGGAGCGACCAUAGUCGAUUUUGGUACCACAAUAUCGAGGAUUACCCGCAAUCUUUCCCAGCAGUUCUCAUCACAGACACAGCUCCUUACCGUGGGGUUAUGCAAGAAUGCUAUCACCAAGAAUGCGAUUCGUCUUCCGCAAAUGACGAUUCAAAAUUUGCCGAUGUCCGGUUCUUACUGAAGACAUGUCAGGCCCUGAUUGAUAGCAUGGUAAGCCUAAGCGAAUCACAGUGCCUAUUCCAGUCUCAGCCACUAGAGACAAAUAAGCUUCGCCGACGGGCAAAUGCAAAGCAAUCAACUUCUUCUGGGUCUCAUCUCUUCGCAUCAUCUUUGCUUCCAUCUCUUUACGUGAUUACUUUAGCCGUCAUCCGUUUCAUUACUUAUUCAAGUUAGUGGGAAAAGUUCCUUUAUUCGUAAAAUCUCCGCCAGAUCUGCCCGUAAUUUAUUCCGAAACGUUUCGACCAAAAUUAAAUUUUUCGAGACCGCAAACGCCAAAGGGUUUAGUAACAUAAGUUCUUACCCUUGCACUGUACAGAAUUUCGACGAUAAGCGAUUGGUAGAAUCAGACGCGUAUUUUGACUAAUUAACGUGACGUGUGAUUCAAAGACGAAAGAAGUGUGCAUUGUUUAUCCGUGAAUGUACAAAGGAAAAAAGGUUACAAAAGUAAAUAUGGUUCCUAUUAA
Daphnia carinata is the source of this 2530-nucleotide messenger RNA. RefSeq lists its product as uncharacterized. The transcript has 12 exons. Gene Ontology annotation, molecular function: metalloexopeptidase activity. Gene Ontology annotation, biological process: proteolysis. Bases 348 to 2240 code for a protein of 630 amino acids. Lineage: Eukaryota; Metazoa; Arthropoda; Branchiopoda; Diplostraca; Daphniidae. The record is from RefSeq and is a predicted model, not a curated record.